Trypanosoma conorhini is the source of this 348-nucleotide messenger RNA. Its product is annotated as putative 60S acidic ribosomal protein P2. Gene Ontology annotation, cellular component: ribosome; cytosolic large ribosomal subunit. Bases 1 to 348 code for a protein of 115 amino acids. The record is from RefSeq and is a predicted model, not a curated record. Gene Ontology annotation, biological process: cytoplasmic translation; translational elongation. The transcript has a single exon. Lineage: Eukaryota; Euglenozoa; Kinetoplastea; Trypanosomatida; Trypanosomatidae. Gene Ontology annotation, molecular function: structural constituent of ribosome; protein kinase activator activity; ribonucleoprotein complex binding.
AUGGCCGCCAAGGUUGACACGAACGAUACGCUGGCGUGCACUUACGCCUGUCUUAUGCUCAACGACGCCGGCUUGCCCAUCACGGCGGAGAGCAUCGAGGCUGCGUGCACCGCGGCUGGUCUGGAGGUGCGCAACACCCUGCCUAUCCUUUUCGCUCGCUUCCUCGAGAAGAAGCCGCUGGAGAGCCUCCUCGCCGUCGCUGCGGCGGCGGCCCCCGCCGAGGGCGCCGCGGCUGCUGCCGCCGCAGGUGGUGCUGCCCCCGCUGCCGCCGCCGCCGCCGCCGCCCCUGCAAAGGAGGAGAAGGAGGAGGAGGACGACGACGACAUGGGCUUUGGCCUCUUCGACUAG